Solanum pennellii is the source of this 634-nucleotide messenger RNA. RefSeq lists its product as uncharacterized. The coding region runs from base 32 to 490 and encodes 152 amino acids. Lineage: Eukaryota; Viridiplantae; Streptophyta; Magnoliopsida; Solanales; Solanaceae. The record is from RefSeq and is a predicted model, not a curated record. The transcript is spliced from 4 exons.
GAUAGCCUUAAACACUCUUAAGUGUUCUUAAAUGGAGUUGCAGUUAGAUAAGUAUAAAAAUUCCUCUGCUAAAACCAGAACUGUGUUGGUAAUCCAGUUAUGUUCAUGUGAUGAAUAUCAACAACAAAAGUCUAUUUUAAAGCUUAGAGUGUAUGAAUUGUUAUGCUGUAGAUUGUUAGUUUGGACUUUCGAGCAGUAUUAUAGGAAAGAUAUGUCACCAAUGGACCGUGAGUAUCAACAACGAGAAGAGGUAACAGCAUUAUGUGCAAACUUAGUCACAUCCAACACUGAUGGACCACAAGUAUCAACUAUGGAAAGAGUUCCUUGUAGCUGUGAUGAUUUUAACUUAGAUAUCCUUGCAUUCUUGUCGAGGGUCUAUUUUCCCGAGGUAGGGGGUAAGAGCUUCCCUGUCUGGGAGAUUUCACCACUUCAACUUGGCUGGGAAAUACUGCAAUCAAAAUGUAUUUUGCAGUUCAGUAAAGCAGAAUGAAAUGAUUGUACGGAACCGACAUGAUCGAUCAUAUUUGCUGUCAAUAUACACAAAGUUCAGUCAAACCACGUUCUCAACAGUUAAUUCUGAAAUGGUCAUCAAGAGAAGCAAGUAAAAGGGCAGCUCGGUGUACUAAGCAACGAG